Messenger RNA from Pocillopora meandrina, 12246 nucleotides. The record is from the annotation of a GenBank genome assembly. NCBI's taxonomy places the organism in Eukaryota, Metazoa, Cnidaria, Anthozoa, Scleractinia, Pocilloporidae.
CCGGACAUUAGGCGCAUCAAUUUGCGAGCGUUUGAUGUCGAUUUACCCUGUGUUGUAGUUUCGUUGGCCGUGUUGUCCAUGCUCGUUCGGCACCAGCUGAGCCUCAGGUACUAUAGAAGAUUUCUAAGCAGGUAAGACAGUGCUAAAUGAAGAUACAGUUGUGCAGUUAAUUCAAAUCAUUGCGUCUAAGAAACUGUUUUCGUUCUCGUGAUAUUCACAUCUACGUACAAAACAGCGAUAAGGCCAGGAUAACAAGGUGUCUUUGUCGAUCGUCACGAAAUAUUUUUCGAAGUAACUCUCCACUUCCACUCAGGUUACACAUAUCAUCCCCGUUUCAAAACACGGUGCAUGAUUACAACAUCAGAUCUUAGAACAACGUAGACAUUUGCACGAUACUUUCGCACCAAAACCUGCUUUAUGUGAAGAUAUCGGUCAAUGUUACUGCAUAGAAAAUGUGUUUAAUUAUUUUCUAAAAAUUUUACAGGUUGGAAGAUCAAUAACACAUGCGGGCAUAGCAUGUACUCGGAUUUUCUAGGCUUUUUUCAGUGAAAGCACCUUUUUUGUGAAUAUUGCUGAUAAUUCGGACGUUAACAGUUUUUUUUCUUUCAUUAUUUUAUUUUUGUGCAACUACGUGGUAAUAAUCUCUUGGCUGGUAACUAAUGAUUAAAAGUUUGCUUCAAACUUAUCACUUUCCUUGCUUGAAAAAAGCUUAAUUUCCAAGCGAAACUACGCGUUAGGACUGGAUAGUAGAACUUCUUUAAUACGUCAUGUGAUUUAAGUCUUUCACGUGAUCAGUGUAUUUGUUAUAGAGGAAAAUUAGAAAGCUAAAAUACAUCCUGACGUACCCAGGGGGUAUCAGGAGGUCUUUGCAGGACUCACAAUGGGUAAACAGAGAAUCAAUCCACUUUGGAAACUAAGAUUGCUUCUGUCUCACGCACAUCUUUUACAUCUUUACUAGACAUGUAAAUUGCGGAAUUAACAAAAUUAUCAGACAAAUUUGAGUGUCUCAAUUUCAGUCUUGAACAUAUGAUGAAGACUAAAACUCAUGUACGUAAAGCACUCGCAUGGAUAAAUUACCCACACAAAUGAUUAUUUAUGGUUAACUUCAACUUGAGUGAAGGCCUUUAAUAUGUACUUCCCCGGGAUUUUGAGUUGAAGCGAAUUCUUCUUUUUUUUUUCGCUCUCCGUGCAAAAGGUAUUCUUCUCUGUUAAUAAAAGGGGUCUGUUUCUAAAGAAACUGUGGUGCUGCGGUUGUGCUGCGUCGGUGGGUGGUAUUACAAGAUAAUUUGGCGUCAUCAACUGAGUUGAUAACGGCUCUGACGAAGCAUGGGUUAACGCUCGAAAAGUCAGCUUUAGAGACUGAAACGGCGCACAAUUUACGUUAUUUAUUCCGUUGAUAAGACCGUAUUUUCUAGUAUUCUACGUAAGUUUUUCGAAGGAACUAUGUCAACGAAUAUAUUCAAUUUAGAAGGAAGCCGGAUUAAAAAAAAAAAUUAUGUAAAAAGAGUUUUUUUUACUCCUUACUAUAUUUGUUUUUCAAGGCUUCGCCAACGUCGCGUGUUGAAGCCUACCUGGUAAAAACCCCGGCUCACGGGCUACAGCGGAUUCACCUUUAAACGCAAUAAAGUAAAAGUAAACAUCGGUCAUAUGUGCUCGGGCCGGUCUUGGGUUUAUAAAAUUUGUAAUGGAGGAUAGCGGUUAACUCACAGUUUCGCAUUUUGGCAAUUGUAAUUUGCUUAGAGUAUAUAGGCUAAGUAAACCUUCUUUAGUUCAAAUGCAUCAAUACAAAUGAAUGUGAAGUCUAAUAAGUGAUAAACAUUCCUUACAGUCGCUCAAUCAAAAUCAUUGUCGUAAUUUUAAAACCGUUUGUUGUGCGAAAAUGUAUCUCGUAAUAUCUGACAUAUACUCAUCGAUCCAAAGAUUGAGCUAGGUAGUAACGUUUGGAAGGUCACGUGGUUCAACCACGUGACUUCCCCUUCAUUGGGCUUGUACUUGAUCCUCAUCCAUCCUCAGUCGAUAUCUCAGGUAAGAUAUUUUCCUGCCAAAUAUGGAAAGGACGUCACAGAGUGAGUCAAUCAAAACCUAACGUUGAAUUUCUCACAAACUAAUCUAUGCUACCUGUCUGAAUAAUCCAUUAACAUUUCUGUGUUGAGGUGAUCCAAUAAAUUACAUCAACUCCCAUGAAACCCAACCAGACAACACGAUUUUCUCGAAAUAUAGAAAUAACAAAUUAUUCAAAGCUCAGUGAGUGAAUGGAAAGAGGUUUUCAAAAAAGGUCGCAGAGAGAGACUGGUCAUGUUCCGGUUCAAGAGCAUGAGGUGUGCGCCAUGCACCCGGCUGAUAAUGCUGUGGGCACUACCAAAACAUUCAAUCACGGUGCCUCGGAAACGCUGGCGGCUUGCUCUAAAAAUACCAUAGUGUUUCAACGAGGAGGUGAACGAACAUCGAAUAUUUGUUCGCCAAAUGCCACCACCUCCACAGGGCUGAUUAUUUUGCGUGGUUGAUUACGGAAGUUUCUGAUGCAUUUGCAUGGCCUAUCAGUUUCCUUUUCUUCUUUUGUAUUGACGCUCUUUUCAUUCUCUGUAGUUAGUUUGUUUCCCCAUCCACAUCUUUCUCUUCUUAUUUUGGCAUUUAGUUCGUUUAGUUCUUAGCAGAACAGAUCCAGAGUAAAGAACAGGAGUUAGGAAUAGCAUCACGAUAAAUAAAUUGCCGCAGGCAGGCUUUGAUGAGUUCAGCGUCGAAAACUGAAAGUUGAACGAAGAAACACAUUGAACCACUGAGAAAAAUUAAUUGUCAAGUACGUGCAUGGUUUGAUUGAUCCGAUUAAAGAGUAUCUACUUGGGCAAUGACACCAAUUUUAGUUUGACGCCUUGGUGUCUUGGGCCCCUAUUGAGAUGUUAAGAGUGCUAGCAUUUUAAUGCCAAUAACUUGUCUAAAAAAGGCUGACAUGCCUGAAGGCGCAGAAAAUUUAUAACUUACUUCAAUAAAUCCUUGGUCUACAGAUUCCAUGUUCAGAGAUCUUUAAGUUGAAAUGCGUCGGAAUGGAAACUUUUAAUUAAAAUGGAGAACUUCGAGCACUAAUUUUUUUCUGGAUCAGUCUCGCGAAGCUUUUGGAGAAAUAACUGAAUGAAUAGAUUUUUGAUCAACGUUUUUAAGAUAGCCUCAAGCAAGAUAUCAAUAACAUGCCAGCGUUCAUGCAUUAACAUGAAAAAAGAUGUUUUAGAUUUUGAAGAAGGUUCUAGCGUUGGUCAAGAUGGAUCGUUUGUUGAUUAAUGUCCUUAUAUCAUGGGAUAGUUACAUCGUCCCUCUAAGUACGAAAGUUAGUCAAUAUAAGUAGGACUUUCGUCCAUGGUAACAUGAGAGCAAUAGUGAACUUUUCUUUAAAAUAUUGUGUCUUACAACAAGAGGAUGCUUUGUAUCUCUUUUCUAUAAAUAACCAAACAGCAAAACAGCACCAAACUUUUACUGCAAGUACAGUAUCUAUUUUAUUUUCAGAGAAAGCAAGCAGUCAAACGUAAGUGGUUUGAAGUAGCCCUCACAGAGCUUAAAGAUUAGAAAUUGUCAGAUUUUUUCGGCGAGGAAAAUAGGACAUCUAACAGAUUUGAAAAAUAUCAUCAUCUCCACAAAAGGCCGUGUAAAAAUAGCGUAGUUUACCACAAAAAAUGUUAAAGAUUACGCGAAGUCUUUUGCUCACUCAGACGUACGAUUUCAACUUUAUAGGUUAACUUAAAGGCACUUUUUUGCUUGAAAUAAUUAUCGAAAUGAGUGCAAGGACCUAGCAAGUCUGUUUGCACAAGCCACCUUGAACUCGCCCUGGUUAGCUUGCGAGCCGCCCAGCAGGACGUGUAGACAACCAAAUAUAACUCCAUGAAUAGCAUUGUAUUUCCCGAGGCUAUAAAGACACACACUUUGGUAAGGCACAUAUAAUAAACGUCUCCUGGGGGUUAAAUAUGCAAACGGCUUCUAGACUAAGAGCUGCCGGCCAAUUUAGCAUAAUCAAGCCUGCUUUACACACAAUACCCGACUGUCACUUGUAAAAUUUGAAUAAAGGGGAGUGAGGUAUAAUUGAGCAUUUUAAAUAGGUCUUUUUGUCAAAACGUCCCGCGCUGACAAAGGACGCGGCUUAAAAAUUUCUAAUAACAAUUUUCCGUCAGUGGUAGCUCACUGGAUGAAAUGCGUUUUUUGCAGCAUACGAAAGGAGUUUAACUUCGCAAACUGUUUUUCAAGGAAAGAUGGCAGUGAGGGUGAAGACAGACAGAGAAAGUCACCUCUCGUAUUGUACAGGGGCUUUAGGGAAGGUGGAUUCUCUGCAGCUACAGAAAAAUGCUUCAAAUGCUGAAAGUUUUGACCACGUCAGACAACAAACGAGCUUUGUAGAUGAAACUGCACAAGGUAGGGAAAUAGUGAUUCAGAAAAUUUGAACCAAUUAAAAGCUUUUUUACGUACGUGAUAAUGUGACCGGCGGAUACGUUCGAGCGGCAGAUAGUUAGCUUUAGGCUCUAGUCGGCCAGCUGGUUUCUUCCUUUUCAGCUAAGCACAACCCUCGUGAGAACUUAACUCAAAUUUCCUCAAAUAAAAACUGUUGCUAGGGAUGGCUGACUUAAGGAGGCUAUAGUCGUUUAAUUGCUUUCAUUCGUCAUGUGCCAAACUUGUGCACAAUAUGAUGAAAGCGAAAUUAGGGCCUUAAAAUUCACAAUACCGCAUGAGGUAAUAAAAAGCCUGAGGCGUUUUUCGGUUCCCUGAACAAUUUCUCCUCUGUCACGUUCACAUUCUCAUUCACUGCAAUUCAACAAAAGACCUAUCGAAUUGGAAAAUAAGAAACGAGUGUUUACUCAUUUUGCAUCUCAGUCUUUUUACAUCAAUUAUGGUGAGUUCGUGAUGAAGCCAGUCAAAUACAUCUGAAGACAAUACAAAUACUACUCUUCCUAACAUUUUGCUGUUCUAAUCUAUUCCACGGUAAAAAAAACACGCUCAAAAAAAAAAACAACCGCUUUUCUAGGUAAACAUGUUUACAUGAAAAGCAGAUCUAGACUGGAAAGGGUAAUGAAAUUCCAAAGGUACCGUUUUAAGUUAUAUAUUCUAGAUUGUCGUGAAAUGAAGGACACGGCUGAAUUGUGCACUUUUCUUGCAAAAUAUCUGGCUUCCGCACGACUGUUAAGUAGAUAAUAAAUCAAAGAGUUGUUUAUUUUUUUCCUCUGGAAAGUUCGCCCGUGAUUUUGGUUAAUCUUAUGACUCCAAAUAUUUCCUACAAGGCCAUAAAUCUUAAUCACGAAGACAUUCAUUGUAUGCUAGCUUGAACUCGACACGUUCGUUUACUGGAAGCCUCUUAAACGGAAAUCACUUGUUACCAUUCAGCUGUCUUAGUAGUGAAGCUUUUUACAUGAAUUAGAUAUACGCUAAACUGAGUACCUAUAUACAGCUUGUCUCAGCCAUAAAAGAUCAUUUUCCUUUCAUUUUAUAACCAACCGAUUCAAUAAAAAAUCGAAGAGAAGUUUCCAGUCGUUCGAAAGCAGAGAUAUUCUUCAACUGGAAUUAUAGUGCGAGAAAAGAAGAAAAGAUUUGUGAACAUACUGCCUGAUCGCAUUUGAGGCAACUUUUUGUCUCAGGAAUUCAUUACUUCAUCAAGUUUGGCGUAUCUUUUUCACAAUGGAAAACAAAGCUUAAAAUAGAAAUUGUAAGCCUUCCAUUAUCUAAGCAUUAGAAGGCCAUGUUAACGAAGCGUAAAAUGAUCACGCACAUUUUGUUUUCAGUUAAAGCUACAGUUUUAAUGAUUAAUUUUGACCAGAUUCAUUUCAUUGCUAAACAAAUUUCAGAAGAUAAAUUGAUAGUAUGCAUUGAAUUCUCUGCUGAAGUGUUUUUCUGUAGAUAUAUAGGCAAUACCUGCUUUUGCUGACAAGUUUAACAAGUCUAAAGGGAGGUAAAGAAACACCCUUAAACAGCUUAUUUCACUUCGUUCAAAGCAGUUUUCAGUUCUUGGCCUUUUUAAGGAUCUCGAACUUGAUUAAAUUUUCCCAUGCCGUGUAACUCAACUAUGGUGCCACAAACUAGUACACAUUCUUACAUAGGCUUACCAAUAACAAUGAUUCCUUCUCUAAUAACCGCAUACUACAUAAUGAAAUGAUCGUGUGCGCUUUUCACAACAUCAGUAAUUUAAAUUUAAUAGCAUAUGAUAUACACAUCGUCGACAGGUUAUCGUCAAGGUUUUGAAAUAAUCUGAUUUAAAAACUUUACGUCUGAAAUAUAUCGUUCACCUUUAUCGUGCAGACUUCUGUUUCAGUCUCGCUUGAACCUUCAUGUAACGCACUGUGAAAUGUAUCUGCAUCUACGUAAGUAGGAGACCUGACUUUCAAGAAGAGGAACAAAAAUCUAACUUGAAACCAAGGAAUUUACAGCAGAAGCCAAAGCCAACGCGAACAAGAAAAACAUUUUUGACAACACAGAUCAGUGAAUUGUGAUCCAUGGGUCGUGGGGUUUUAAGCAAAAUUUCUUGUCAAUAUUGACAGUCUGUACUCUACUGUAGCUUCAGUUGCCAUAUCAAUGUGAUAAUUUAUCAUAUUUUGCUGAGCUCGUUUCGUCUAGUCUUAAUCAAACAAAUGUACGCUUUGCCACUAAUAUUUGCUCUCACCUUACAAUAGCAUAAUGACCCCCAGAUAAGGGACCACUUUUAAAAAACAACGUGUAGGUCGGUACCAUUUAAGUCGGCUACAAACUAAUUGCCUUUCGAUGUAUAAAACUGGACUUAGAUUGCAAGUAUUUUGUUCACAACUGGCAAGUUUCUAGCUUUUACAACUGACAUGAUGUCUCCUUUGAAUUAAGCUCGAGAGGCACUGGAUCAGACAACUCCCAUCUCUUUGAGACUCGUAUAGAUUCUAACACAUGUCUUUGAUAAUAAUAGAUUCUAACACAUCACUUUACUCAAAUAAUAUCACAGAUGUACUCACACGACCUUUGACUUUUCCUUGACAAACCACGGUUGAAUUACGAAGAACGCAGAUUUUAUCAAGUCUAAAGGUGAAAAUAUUAUGUCUCCAUCCUUUGGAAUGCACUUAAUCGAAAUUCCUUAAUACUCUAAAUCACGCAAAACAUAGCUUUAAUUUUCAUUUAACUAGCUUUAGUGGUCAAGAUUCUCCAAAGUCUUCCAUUCCCCUUAUCGACCAGACGUGAAGGAAAAGUCAACACAUUAGCUACCUGCACAAGUUUUAUGUCUCAUUUAAGCUUUGCUCUUCACAAAAAAGAAAAUUAAACCUACUUUGAACCGCAACUUGCUCCUUAAAUUUUGUAGAUUUGAACUUGCUACCAGGUAACAUCCCCACUCAUUUACGCUUCUCAAACCCGAAAUGUAAUCUUGGUUUGAAUCUUUCAAAAUAUUUUUCCCGGGACAAUAUCACUUACAUCAGUUUUACGUAAUAUGGAAAAAAUUCAGGAAAACCAACAUAAAAAAAUACGAUCCACGGGCUUAAGUCACGAGAAAAGGUGCCAGGUUGCUAAGGAAACCAAAGUGCCUUUGACAACCUUAACUUCCUGCAGAUCUAACGGAUGUAUUUGCCUCAGUAUCUCCAAUUUAGAUCAGUUGUUGACUUGAAGUGGUUGAGUUGCCUCAUAUGGAAAUCAAUUCACUAUUACUGAGACUAACUAUACAAACGUUUUAUAAAUAUAGUAAAUAGGGAACAAACCAUUUUACGCAUUCGAACGACAAUACAGCAUUUUGUUAUUUUUAUCAAAAAUUGUGGACAUAAACACGCAUGUUUGCGCAAUUCGUCGAAUCAAUUUAUUGGUAUUGGUAUAUAUUGUUGGUAUAAUUAAAUACCCUUUUUAUUAAAUUUUAUAGAGAGUACACUUAAAGAGAGUACAUUUUGAAAGGUGUAUUUCUAAGGCGCUUAGGAAUCAAAUGGCAUGGGUUUCGUAGAAUCUCAUGAGAUACGAACCGCUCCAUGAUAUCGGGGACAUAAUUAGAUUUUAAUGGUCUUCUUAUGGCUCUUCACGGAAUCCAAUUUUCAGAAGCACGAUAUCAUUACUACAAUCUUGCUCAAAAAAGUGUCAUGGGCUAUGUAUAGCCUAAUUCGAGACAUAUGAACUCAAAGCCAAAGCAAACGACAGUUUAUCACAGUCACUUUUCAAGCACGUGCGUCAUUCAUUUGCUCCAUAGAGGAGAGGGUUGCCUGCCGACUAAAAAAAAACCCGCCAACGCAUGUAACUAUAUUACAUCGUGAGAAAAAUAAUAAACGUGCCUUAGUAUUGGUGUGUUCCCAUUGUUAAAACUUUCUUAUAAUAAAAACAACAAAAUCAAAAACAAGAGAAAAAUUACUCAUCCUUUUUUUUUCAUUCAAGAAUAUUCGUCUUUGUGAAUGAUAUGAUAUGACUUUCAUAUAUUCUUAACCGAAUAUUCGUCUUUGUUAAAACUUAUUUCACAUAUCCUAAAGUAACAUCAACGAAAACUAAAUUUUUGUCUAAUUGCGGUGGCCGGGAAGCAAACUUACCAUUAGAAAUUAUUUAGGGAAUUCAGUAUGGGUCUACUAUGAACACACGACCAACUGGACAGUUAAGGUUUGUAGUUCACAGGCCUGGCACGGACUCUGCGAGGUCCCAACAUAUAACUGAACGAGUUUUAGUUAAUUGUUCUUGUUUCUCUCUUCUCAGGGAACGUGUCUUUCUCGCAAAUUGAUCCUCACCGGAUUAUAAAACAAGAAACAGACGAAAACUACAACAUUACAACGCCGCCUCGCUCAGCCAGGAGCCCUUCGCCGAGAGGAAACAGGCGAAGUAAAUCGCCCCAGGAUAAUGCAUCACCCCAUCAAUUCACCGAGAACUUCUCGCCAGACAACAUGAAAAAAGAAUAUUCAGAAGAUGUUUCCCUACCUGGGAGCGCGGCUCGUUCACCAAAUUCUCCCUUUUUUGAGAGGAGGUCGCAUUCUGAGGCCAUUGUUGUCUCAAACACAACCUUACACGUACCGGGUUCUCGGUUGUUCCGACCGGACGAACGAAUGAGAAAUCUACAUUUCGAAGCGCUAAAAAACCAUCAAGGUUCGACUGUACAUGCUGAUGAUCUUCCUUGCACCUCUAAGAGGGUUUACAGCCAUUAUGGUUCAGUUCCUACCAUGGUUUCACGUUACCCGGAAAAUUUUGUUGUUCCACGUUUUAGAGCACGAAGCAACGAGGAUUUUUUGCGCCACGAGUGGCAACAGUCCUCUCUGUACGAGGUUAGUCAUAGGGAGCCUUCCCUUUACAGAAACGGUGUUACAAAAGUCUUAAAUGAAAGUGAACCCAGAAGCAAGAAUACCUCCAAUGGUUUCCAAGAAGAGCAAGGGCCUGAAGUGAAUGGCUCAUCGCCAAACGACCCCAAAACGUAUCAAAACGGGGUCUCCGCAACUGGAAUAAAUUCAGAACAGGGCGCUGUCCACAGGAAGGACGAGGAGCCAGUUUGGAAGAAAUACCAGUGGUACAGAGACCGGAAGCGACCACAUUCUCAGCAGACUAAACCGCGUAAAUUAGAGCAAACCAUUUUCAUGCAGUACAACGAGAUCCGCUGCAGAAGAGUACAAGAGGGAAAGGUAGUGAACGCAGGGAGGAGGAGAUCGUCAGAGUCUUGGUUUCUCGGCGACGGUAAAGAAGUCAAUCAUUCGCAUCCUUUGUCUCCUAGAAGGGCUCGCACUCGCGAGUAUUCUUACGGAGAGGCGCAGUCCAACAUUGCCGUUGUUGAGCAACUACGUUCCCCACCUCCACAAACGCUGGGCCACGACAAUUUGGAGCGCGCAAACAAAUCGUACGUUCUGCCCAGGGGUAACCUUACUCACAACGUUGACGAAGACAAUUUGGAGAGAUUCAAGGACGCGGAUGAAACCGAUUUUAACAGGACAGGAAACUUUUAUUGUUUCUGUGGUAGGGAAGGCUGCAUUGAGCAACAAAGAUCAGCUCGGCCUGUCAUCUUCUGCCAUGAAGAACUAAAAGCAAGAAACCAAGACUGCAGCACUAAGUUUAGGGAAGAGACAGGCGUUGAAAUCGUUGGUGGCGAAGAACGAAUGUCCCCUGACCUUGGAGAUGACACUUUUGAAGGGAUCAGCAGCCAAAUAGAUAAUGAUAACACAGAGGUUCUUCCCGAGAAAUUGCGUCAUUGUCCCCAAGACGUAGCAAAGAUUCUGCGUCUUAACAGGAUCGUAAAAGCCGUCGCAAAUGGCAGGAAAAGGGCUAUUACUUCAGAUUCGAAAAAAGAGCUGCAAACAGUCAUUAAAAUGAAGAAACGCGAGAACAAUCACAACUCGACCGCAAAUGGAGAUGAUGAUGAAGUUACGUCUAUAGGAAGACUCGAAAAGCGGAUGGAAAAUCUGAGCGAUUCUGAACAAGAGAGCGACCAAAGAUGCGACAGCGAGAAUUUAGCGGAGAAAACGAUAGAGGAUGAUGACGAUGAUGAAGAAGAAAGAAAUCCUAUUGGAAACUACAUGGAUUAUUUUAGCUACCCUGAGAAAAAGCCUCAGCAAAUGAGAAACGAAUUCGAUAACAGUUCUGUCUUUCCGCAGUCUGUUUCCGAUCAAGAACCGUUUCCAGUUCGCAAGCCAAACGGUGUUGAAGAUAUACCUGCCCGUGAUGACGACGCCGCGGUAUGUCAGGUAAACGGGCUUCUUUCACUGCCCGGAUUCAAAGAAACAAAGUUUAACAUCAGCCUCGGAGAGCUUAAAAGACGGAUGAACCCGCCGGAGACACUAACACGAGUUGAAAUGAUAUCAUACGUGAGACAGGCCAAGUCAUCGGGGAGGGUUCUCCUGGACAAAAACAACAUCGUCACCGCUAAUCGUUCGCGCCCCACUAUUCUUUCGCGCGUUUGCGAGGGUGAGGCGCAAGUCUUAGCCGAAGGAAUACAGAAGAUGAACAGGGACUAUCUACCGCUUACAGAGCUGGCUCGUAAAACGGUCGACGCUUAUAAGGACGACGACUGUCAGGUAGAGAACUGUGAAGACUGCAGACUCAAACUCAGAAGAAGAAUUGUGGAUGUUGAAAUAACAAGGUCAGUGUAACAAAUCGUUGAGCAAAUCGAUCAAGUAUUAACAGUAAGCAUUUCUGAGACAGUUAGGGAAUGUAUUUAGAUUUGGUUAUUGGAAUAGGGGAAAAUGACAUCGUAUGGAGCAACCGCUUCAACGAAAAGAUGAUGUCUUGUUUGUAUCACACUCAUCGCUCACCUGGAAAUCAUCACAGAGACGGUUCAGGGUGGACCGUACUUUUGUAGAAUGCUACUGAUAUUUCAAGGGGUUAAAUUUGAAACUGGAAACGUACGUUACAUGAUGGCAAGGUAAAUCUUCAGCCAGUUGUGCUGUAUCAUAUAUAAAAGAAACACCGUGUAUAACAUAUCAGAUAUCAAACACUGCUCGAACGACGAGAAUCGGGUACACUGCAAAAUAUCAAAAGAUAAUUGCGCUUUCCUAUAAAGAGCUAAAAUUUAUUAUCAUUUAAUUACCCGGUUUGAAUAACCGCAAAGGGUCACCCUUUUAGUUCAAAUGUUUAUCAGCGUUUACAUGAAAAAUUUUCAAGUCGGAUCAAGCCUUUCUGUUGGGUAACCCUUAUCGAAAUGCAGGCUGGCUCGAGUAGAAGGGUUCAAAACUUCUUCAAUUUAUUCAUGUUACACGGACUCAAAAGCCCAAAAGCUAAGCCGGAAUGGCAAAUCCACUCAAAUAAGCACCUUUAUUCCGCAUUUCUUGCUUAAAAUCAUGUCCUUGAUCAUCAAUUACUAUCAUUCCGUCCUACAUAUUCGAGUUUGUAAUUUUCUUGUUUUUGAAAUCUUUGCGGCCCAUAUCGUUUGUCUUUUUCGGCGUUAAAAAUACUGACCUAGGUAUGUCUCAAAGCAACCACAUAUCGUACUAACAGCAACCCGGGAUAGCGUAGAGUGUUUAUUCUCAGCAAUCUUUGCUAUGAUUCAAUCUAGGAUCGUGUUAAGGGUCCCUCCGUUUGAUUCUCUCUUAGCUUGGUAUGAUUAGAGAUGGCUUUUCCCGAUUUUCAGCCUCUAUCAUCCUUAAAAACGAUAAAUAAUACAAACAUACUGUGGCUAAACUCUGACAUAUUGAUUUGCUUCUCUUGUUUCAACUUUUCUACAGAAACUCGCUGAAAGAGCUGCAUAAGACCAUCGAAGACAGUAGAAAGGACGAUCUACUUCAUACAUUUGAGCUUGCGUCGCACACUUUUGGGGUGGCAAACAUUCUCAACCAUUUAUCUCUUCUAGAUGACUACUUUAAAACUUUGUUAUUGACGCUACAAGACGAAUGA